Messenger RNA from Pogona vitticeps (central bearded dragon), 3333 nucleotides. RefSeq names its product ring finger protein 10 (gene RNF10). NCBI's taxonomy places the organism in Eukaryota, Metazoa, Chordata, Lepidosauria, Squamata, Agamidae. Gene Ontology annotation, biological process: positive regulation of transcription by RNA polymerase II; positive regulation of myelination. The record is from RefSeq and is a predicted model, not a curated record. Gene Ontology annotation, molecular function: metal ion binding; transcription cis-regulatory region binding.
GGAGGGAAAGGGCCGCCGCCCCGCUCUAACUCCGCGGGCCCCGCCGGGGGAGAGUCCAAGCCGAAAAGCGAUGGAAAAAGUGGAAAUGGAUCCAGACAGCGUUAUAAUCGUAAGCGAGAAACUUCAUAUCCCAAAAAUGAGAACUGCACCAGUCAGUCCCGUCGCUCCACUUCACAGAAAAGCAAAACUUUUAACAAGGUGCCUCCUCAGAGAGGAGGGCAGGGUGGCAGCGGCGGAAAACCUUUUAGUUCUCCUUUUAAUGGUGGAAGACGGGAAGAGGUAGCAGAGGCCCAACGGGCAGAGUUUAGUCCUGCCCAAUUAUCAGGUCCCAAGAAGAUUAAUCUGAAUCACUUGUUGAAUUUCACCUUUGAACCUCGCGGCCAAGGAAGCCAUUUUGAUGGGAGCAGCCGGGGCUCGUGGGGGAAGAGGAACCGAUGGGGAAACAAGCCUUUCAACAAGGAGCUGUUCUUACAGGCCAACUGCCAGUUUGUGGUGUGCGAUGACCAGGACUACACUGUUCAUUUCACCGACCCAGACACCUUGGUCAAUUGGGACUUUGUGGAGCAAGUGCGGAUUUGCAGCCACGAGGUGCCCUCCUGCCCGAUAUGCUUAUAUCCACCCACCGCUGCCAAGAUCACUCGCUGUGGGCACAUUUUCUGCUGGGCGUGCAUCCUGCACUAUCUGUCUCUGAGUGAGAAGACCUGGAGCAAGUGCCCCAUCUGCUACAGCUCUAUUCACAAGAAGGACCUGAAAAGCGUCAUUGCCCUAGAAACCCAUCAGUAUGCCAUUGGCGAUACGAUUACGAUGCAGCUGAUGAGGCGGGAAAAAGGGAUCUUGGUAGCCUUGCCAAAGUCAAAGCCGACACAUGUGGAGCAGCCCAUUCACCUGGGAGAUGAGGAACACAGCCAGUAUUCCAAGCUUCUCGUGGCCUCCAAGGCUCAGGUGCGGCAGCAAGUGAUCUUGGAGGAGAAGGCCGCACUUCUGCGUCAGUACGAGGAAGACAAGGACACCCCUGAAGCCUGUUUCAUUGAGGCAGCCAUUCAAGAGCUGAAGGAUCGAGAGGGCAGCUUGAUGUCUGACGGAAGUCAAGGGAGAGAUGUUGCAAGCACCCCAGCAGCUGUGGAGGAAUUAGUUGUGAGAGAGGUGUCUGACAGAGAAGCAGCCACAGUGACCUCCCAAGAGGAGAAGUGUGUUGUGCGGUAUAUUUCUGCAUUUGAUGAAGAAAUCCUGGAGUCUCCUCCGGUGGAUUCUGCACAGGCUGCUCCGCCUGCCUCUGAAAUAGAAGAGGGGGCGGUGGCUGAGGUUGCAGAAGAAGAUUCUGGCAAGGACCUGGCAGGCGGAAGUGAGAGGGCAAGCGGCAGUGUGGCUGAACCUGCUCCAGAAAAACCUAAGAGGGCUCUCAGCUGCAGCCACCCAAGCAGCUCUCCUUUCUACUACUUCUACCAAGCCGAGGACGGGCAAUGCCUGUAUCUUCACCCCGUGAAUGUGCGCUGCCUGAUCCAGGAGUACGGCAGCCUGGAGAACAGUCCGGAGAAGAUCACUGCCACCGUGGUGGAAAUAUCUGGCCACUCCAUGACGGAGGAUGUGCGCCAGCGCCAUCGUUACCUGUGUCAUCUGCCCCUCACCUGCGAGUUCAGCAUCUGCGAACUGGCUUUGAAGCCUCCAUUCAUUUCCAGGGAAACCCUGGAGAUGUUUUCAGAUGACAUUGAAAAAAGGAAGCGCCUCAGACAGAAGAAAGCUCGUGAUGAGCGACGCCGGGAACGUAGAAUUGAAAUGGAAGAAAACAAAAAGCAAGGCAAAUAUCCCGAGGUCCGUAUUGCGUUAGAGAAUCUACAGCAGUUUCCUGCUUUCAGCGCCUGUUCAGCAGAACCUGAUGGCCAGGAGGCACAGAGCAGCACUCUGCUGUCUUCGGUCGGUAGAAGCUCCGUGACUCAGCCAGAACCUCUGUUAACUCUCGGGUCACCUGCCGCUAGUCCUGUCAGCCCUUCCUUCUGUCUCGGGAACCUGGAGGAGGAUCUUGGGCUCCCGUCCUUUGCCCAGAUGCUGAGAGCUGGGAAAGCGAAGCCAGAAACCUGGAACAAUUCUCAGGCAAAGAAGAAAGAGGAGGCCCCCACCCUGGGCCCUCCUGCGCCAGUAGACAGCGGCGGGGAGAGCGACAACUCGGACCGUGUCUCUGUGCCUAGUUUCCAGAACUCCUUCAGCCAAGCGAUCGAGGCAGCUUUCCUGAAACUGGACAAGCCGUCCACUUCUGGCCACCACUUGGAGGAUAAAAAAGGCAAGAAAAAGAAGCAGAAGCAGAAGCUGCUCUUCAGCACUUCGGUGGUUCAUACAAAGUGACCCUACUAACGAACAGAUCCCUUAUCCUGGUUUCUUUGGUUUGCUUUUGUGUUUUUGCUGCUAUAGAUAAAAGUAUUUAAAUUGGAGCAGAAUUAAGUCUGUUUCUGGGACUUGGGGUUGCGCUAGGGACUGAAAAUAACCAUGCGUUUGGUCCACUUCUUCAUACCCAAACAAAGGUCUUGAAUCACAGAUCCACAGCCAAAGUUCCACAGUUGUGCCACGCUUAACUCCUAGUUUGUCGUCCGGCCGUGGGAGAAACCGCAGAGACGGAGGGCUUUGCUGUGAAGGUUUUCAGCCUGUGGGGAAACGAGGCUAAUGGCUGCAAGGCCUUGCGUUGCCUGCUUGCUGGCAACUUCCUGGAACCGGGCAAUGGCAGAUAAGUGCAUGUAGAGCCUAUGCCGAUGGCUACACCCAUCUAAAUUGAAUGUCUUUGAAAGGGUAGAGAAGGUGACAGAGAAACCACUUGGGGUUUUGCCCAAAGGGCCGAAGGACUGCAGGACAUCUGUGCACCCUUUGGGGGCGGGGAGCCUUUCCGGAUAAAUCUGCAGAGUUCACAAGGAUGCUGUGUUCAGCCAAACAAGAGGAAAUUUUACCCUGCACUUCGGGGUGUGGUUCACGGCAUUUUGGUGCUAAAUUUGAUUACUUUACAAAGACUUUACAAACGUGUUUCCCUUUGCACAGAACAGGUGAGUUGUGCAGACAGGCCGGCUGAGGUGAGAGUACCUGAAUGCAGUAGUUUUCCGUUUGCUUGGUUCUGGGAUUCAACUUGGGUUGUGUUAUGUGCAUACAUACUGUUUGCCCCCAUUUCUUCAGCCUCCUUUGUUUUUCUUUUCAUUUUUCUUUCUUCUGAGAAGUUGUCUCCUUCUGCACUGCUUGUGGUGGCUUGAUCUAAAACUAAUUACUGCUAAGAAGUGUCAAUUCUGUUGAAUACAAGGAACUUUGGUGUACUAUACCAGCAGAGGCAAAUAGUUGCAAUAAAAACCAUAUGCACAAGAA